Molecule: messenger RNA, 3615 nt
Organism: Metopolophium dirhodum (rose-grain aphid)
Lineage: Eukaryota; Metazoa; Arthropoda; Insecta; Hemiptera; Aphididae
Product: lysine-specific demethylase 4C-like
Exons: 16
Coding region: 128-3502 (1124 amino acids)
Biological process (GO): chromatin remodeling
Cellular component (GO): nucleus
Molecular function (GO): histone H3K36 demethylase activity; histone H3K9 demethylase activity
Source: RefSeq, a predicted model, not a curated record
GUCUUGUCGUAUUCUGUUGAUACUUGGAAGUUUGACUUAAUACGAAAUAAAAGCAAUUAGCGACGCCAACGGUCUUUGACUUGGAAGCAUCGAAUAUAUCGUUGCGAGUUCGUUCGCAGGAGAUAAGAUGUCCUCUACUAAUAACAGUACACCUAAUAUCAUGGUUUUCAGACCAACAUGGAAAGAAUUUAAAAACUUUAGUAGCUACAUUGAGGUCAUGGAGUCGCAAGGGGCUCACAAAGCUGGUGUGGCAAAAGUUAUACCACCACCUGAAUGGAUACCAAGAAAAAAGAAUUAUGAUGAAGAUGAUAUUAUGAGUUUGAUAAUUCCUGCUCCAAUCCGUCAAGAUGUAAAAGGUACACAAGGUAUUUAUGAACAAAUUAAUGUAAAAGGGAAAGCCAUGACAGUAGCUGAUUUUAAAAUAAUAGCAGAGUCUGAUAAAUAUAAGACACCUAGCCACUUUGACUAUGAGGAUCUCGAAAGAAAAUUUUGGAAAAAUGUAAUGUACAAUUCCCCAUUGUAUGGUGCAGAUGUAUCUGGAUCUAUAACUGAUAAAGAUGUUGAUGUUUGGAAUAUUAACAAUUUGGGAACAAUAUUGGAUUAUGUAAAUGAAGAUUAUGGUAUAAAGAUUGAAGGUGUUAAUACAGCUUAUCUUUACUUUGGAAUGUGGAAAACCUCAUUUGCUUGGCACACCGAAGACAUGGACUUGUAUAGCAUAAACUAUUUACACGAUGGAUAUCCAAAGUCAUGGUAUGCAAUACCUCCAGAACAUGGUCGUCGCUUAGAAAAAGUGGCUAGUGAAAUGUAUCCAUUAUAUGCUUCAAUAUGCCCUGCAUUUCUUAGACACAAAAUGGCUGUAAUAUCGCCUAAUAAGUUAAAAAAAUAUUCUAUACCAUAUAAUAAGAUCACCCAAGAGCGAGGAGAAUUUAUGAUAACAUUUCCCUUUGGAUAUCAUGCGGGUUAUAACCAUGGGUUCAAUAUAGCUGAAGCGACUAAUUUUGCAACACCACGUUGGGUGGAGUAUGGUAAAAGAGCUUCACAGUGUCAUUGCUGUCUAGAUUCGAUAAAGAUCAGUAUGGAUACAUUUGUUAAACGCAUACAACCUGAGAAGUAUAAGUUGUGGCUUAAAGGAAAUGAUAUCGGUACUCAUCCAGAAGGUCCUCCUUGUACUCCAGAUAGGCACACGCCUAGUAAAUCUGACUUAUUAUGUAACAUUAACAAUAAAGAUAUUCCAAAAUGUUAUAACAAAGCCAGUAAAAACGGUCGGCCUGUAAAAUGUAAGUUUUCAGAUUCUCCAUUGUCUAAUGAUACAACACAUGUCAAUAAUGCUACAGAUGUACAUUCAUCAAGAAAAGUACAAGGAUUAGAUGAAAAGGAAUAUAAAGAUGAACAAUUCAAUGAUGGAGUAGUUAUGGAAGAUAUGUGUUCAAAAGCUAAUGAAAUGAAUGUCACUGAAGUGUCAUAUAAUAAUGGAAAGUCUAGACUUUUUAAUAAAAAUCAUUCAGUUUUGGAAGAUAUAGAAUUUACAAGUGAUAGUGACUAUUGUAAUGUUUCAGAAAAAAGAAGAGUCAAGAAAAAAAUGUUUAAAAAACAAGAAACAAAAAAGAAUCCAACAUUUAAGGAAAAGAAUAAUUUUAAAUCAACUGAUACAAAUUUUGUUGCUCCUGAUCAAACUAUUGACCAUACAGUAUCAACAACCAUUAGCUUCAAAGGAUGUGGUAAUAGUAUUAAAAAAGUAAUAAAUGCCGCAAAUGUUGAAAAAGCACCGUUAAAUAUAAAAUGUACAAGUGGUACUGAUUAUUGUGAUGGUUCAAAUGAAAGAAGUGUCAAGAAAAGAAAGUCUACAAAACUAGGUACAAAAAAGAAUCCAAAAUCUAAAAAUAAGAUAAACUAUAAAUCAACUGAGAAAAUUGUUGUUGCUUCUGAUCAAACUAUUAACCGUACGGGUUCAACAAUCAUUAGCUUCAAAGAGAGCGAUAAUAGUAUUGAAAAAGUAAUAACUAUAUCACCUAUAAAUGUUGAAAGUUUCAAUUCUAUGGAUAUCAACAGAGCUACAGAAGAGUCUCUGGUAAAUAAAUGUCUCAAUAAGAGUAUUAAAGAUUCAACAGUUUUUGACAAUACCUUAAAAAAUGAUCGUUUACUAUCUAAAAAAUAUGACACUGUAAAUUAUAACGCACAUUCAAAUUUAGUUAAAAGAAAACCAUUACCACCAAUUAAGUUUGAAAAGUCACAUAGUUCAUCUCCUACCAGUUCAAAUACCGAUAUUAAUAUAGAAAAUAAAUCUUAUAUGACUCCAACUCUAAAAAUUGAAGAUAAUAUGGAAUCUACACAGAAUUUUUUUCAACCAACUCCUGAACGUAUAGAGACUAACUAUGGAGAAGAGUAUGGAAUUGAAACAAUUAUAAGUGAUAUUGUUAACAAUUGUUGGUCAUUAGAGAUUGAACAACUCUAUAAUGUAUUUAGAAGUAUGAAUUAUCCAAAUUGUUCAUCAUGUAUAAUGAUGACCUGUGAAAAGGUAACUUUCAACUUGGAUUGGAAAACGACUGCGAGAUCUUUCAUGCAUCUAAAAUCACUUAACACUCUGAAACCUACCAAAGCAUUAUUUAUAAAUGCAAUUUCUGGCAUUACCAUCAUUUUUGAGGCAGAACUCUUAAGAUGUGAGAAAUGUUAUUUGGUCGUUCAUAAAAUAUGUUAUGGUAUUGAAAAUGUAGAUACAUGUAUUCCUUGGUUGUGUGAUCGUUGCAUGAAAAAUCCUAUGCAUGCUGCUUGUGUAUACUGUCCAUUAAAAUACGGUGCUCUCAAAGAAUAUAAAAUCAAUGAAUGGUCACAUGUUGAAUGUUAUCUUUUUGUGCACGGCAGUAGUCCAUUAACUACCCAUAUUUUUUCAACAGACUUUAUAACUAAUCAAAAGUGUGUAAUAUGCAAUUUAACAUCUGGUAAUUGUUUCCGUUGCUCUGAUUGGAGUUGCAACGCAUGGUCCCAUAUUUCUUGUGGAAUAUUUGCUGGAUUCGAGUAUCGCAUUGAUCAAAUCAACAAGCAUAUUUUCAUCAAUUGCAUUGAUCAUUGUUACGUUUCAGAUAAACAACGAGUAUUUCACAUAAAUCAAAAAGUAUGGGCGACACAAUCAAAUAAUAAUAAUAAAUUUAACAGGGAAUGUAGAAUUGUACACAUUGAUAAAACUCCCUUUUGCAUUGUAAAAUUCAGUGAUGGUUCAAUAUCAGACAGAAUUCCAUUACAACAAAUUAAGAACUUUGCAAAUGAUAUUCCAUCCAUUAACCAAGAAAUACAUUUAGAAUCUGGUGACAAAGGUUUAUUCCUGGGGUUGAAUUAUAAUAAUCCGACAUAUUUAGUUGUGUAUAACAAUGGAAAUUAUGGUUCUGUACAAGCUCAUAAUAUAAGAUUCUGGGAAAAUAAACAAAUUAACUAUUUGAAACAGCAAGGGAAGCGUGUGUUAGCUAAAUACAGAAAAAAUGUGGAUUCAAAAAUCGAGUGGACCAAGUGAUACUUUUUUCAGAAAAAUAUUCAAAAAAACUGGUUGCCUGGCCGGAAUUGUACCCACCCCACCAUAAUUUAUAAUGUCUUAUAACAAUGUUUACUGUUUUAUAUCAUAGUUGA